Molecule: messenger RNA, 1582 nt
Organism: Ipomoea nil (Japanese morning glory)
Lineage: Eukaryota; Viridiplantae; Streptophyta; Magnoliopsida; Solanales; Convolvulaceae
Product: ubiquitin-like-specific protease 1D
Exons: 9
Coding region: 236-1372 (378 amino acids)
Biological process (GO): proteolysis
Molecular function (GO): cysteine-type peptidase activity
Source: RefSeq, a predicted model, not a curated record
AAAAACUCAAUAAAGCCAAACUGAGUAUUGAUACUUGAGGAUGGUGUUGGCGUGUUGCUUAGGGUGGCAGUGGCAGACUAGCCAGUAACCCAUGAGCUCUUCUCUUCUUCAUCAAUGAAUCAAUGAUUUGAGUACAUCACCAACAUUUUGUAGCAAUUUUCUCUGCACGAUUUUGCGCUCUGUAGCCUAAGAAUCCCCUUUUUCUUUGUUUCAUUGUAAGAAAAUUUUGGUAGGGAUGGUGAAGAAAAAGUAUUUCAGAAAGAGGAAGCGGAAGCAGAAGCAGGCCGAGUCCGAAAUGCAGCCAGAAGAAGAGAUUCAGCAAGACAUACAAGUUUUUGUGCAGCUUCCAAGUCUUGAUGAUAAGUGUGCUGAGGCCGAGUGUGACGCAAUGGACCUAACAAAUGCUGAGUCUUCUCAACACAUUCAGCAGAACAUGCAAUUAUCUGGAGAAGCAAUCUGCACAAGUGUAAACUCAUUGGUAAAAAAUGUUCCUCGUCACCGAACAUCAAAAUGUAGAGAUAUGCACAAGAAAGGUCCAGAUGUAGGAAAUGGUGCAAAACAAAAAACUGCACGCCCACACCGAGAACAAAUUUGUGAGAAGGUUGUUUAUAUAAGCGAAUCUGUCGUUAUCCCGCAGCAUUCUCUUCGUUGUCGUGGACAAUCCAGGAGAAGAAGCAAAAACAGUGAACUAGGGAAGUUAGACUCAGAAACCUUUAGUUGCUAUAUGGAGAAAAUAUGGACGAAGAUUCCCGAAGAGAGGAGAAGUUUAUUUAUUCACCUUGACUCCCUUUGGUAUUAUUUGUACACAAACAGAACCUAUAAAGCUAAGGUGCUGGAUUGGAUCAAGAGGACAGACAUCUUCUCCAAAACAUAUGUUUUUGUUCCUAUUGUUCAGUGGGACCAUUGGUGUCUUUUGAUCAUUUGCAACAUGGGCAAAAGUGUUCAGUCAAAAGCCAGUACUCCAUGCUUGUUGCUGCUGGACUCGAUGCAAGUAGCUCAUGCUAAACAAAUGGAAUCCGGGAUAAGAAAAUUUGUCUUCGACAUUUACAAAGAUGGACAGACAACAGAGGUGAAGCAGAUGAUCAGAAAGAUCCCUUUUCGAAUUCCCAAGGUUCCACAGCAGAGAGACAACAGUGAGUGUGGGUACUAUGUUCUAUACUACAUCACUCGUUUCAUGGAACUCGCUCCUGAAGAGUUUAGUCUGUCUGACGGCUACCCUUACUAUAUGAAGGAAGACUGGUUUACUCCUGAGGAGUUGGACAGCUUCCGUAAAGAACUGAAGUCUUCUUCUCCAAGCAGGGAUUCUCCGGAACCUGAUGAAUCUUCAUCUGAUUCCGGGAGUAUCGACCCGCAAGACUGCUGUAUAUCUUAGAUUAUUAGAUGGCAUGAUUGUUAGUUUUCUAACAAUUGCUCGAGUCUUAGUGGAUCGUUUGAUUCGAGAACGAAAUAUGUUAAUGCUAGAACCAAACGGGGUUAACUCGAGACGAGUCAUGAGAUCAGAGUACAAACCCAUGUGUUAAUGUGUAUGCACUAACUUAAUGAAUGAAGGAACAAGUUGCAUUAUACAUAGCUUUGGAGGAUU